CACAAACGGUCGACCGUGGUAUUUGAACGGUCCAUCUUAUCAACCGUGAAAAUUUGGUCCAGAAGCCUGCCAUACAAAUGAUCGACCGCGGGAAAGAAUGGUCCACAAGAUCGACCAUCGUCGCGUCAGAAUAUUUUAAAAAAUCUAUCUCCUCCCUAUCACGGUCCAUGUAUUCUUCCGCCUCCUUCCUCCGUUUUGGUUCCAGCACUCCCUCUCUCAAGAAUUUCUUCUUUUGUUUGGCCCAAGAACUUCAACAUGGCUCCCAAGAAGAACACCAACAAGCGCACAAUUGCUCUGGGUAAAAUUCUCAACCUAUCGGAUUUCCCCGAAUCCAUAAUUUCGGUUCUUAGGCUUCAAGGAUUGCUAGGGUUUGUCUCUAUAGAUGAAUUGGUUUAUGAUGAUCUUGUUUAUGAAUUCUAUGACAACUUAUCCAUGGAAACUAAGAUUGAUGAUGAUAAUGAAGGAAAAGAAACUAAUUUUCUCAAAUCUAGGGUUAAGAACAAAACUAUAAUCCUUGGAAUUGAGGAAAUUUGUGAAUGUUUUGGUAUUAUUGAUAAUCUGGAUGGCUUUGAUACGUAUGAUUGGUAUGGUUGGGGCAUCAAGGGCAACACCCUAACUAUGUGUGUUGAUAGCCUACACAAUAGUGUUGAACAUUCCGGAAUUGUUAGGCCUAAAAGAGAAUUUUUGAAUGUUAAUCAACAAAUUCUUUUGAAAAUCUUAAAAGAAUGUCUUUUGCCUACCGGAAGCAAUUACUCCAUUGUUGGUAUGCUUGAAUGCUCCAUCGUCUAUCACUUGGAAACAAAUUCCCUUAUUCAGUUCCCGGUAAUGGUAAUGCAACCCAUGUGGAUUCACAAGAGUCACAGACAACUUCCCUAUGACAUGGCAUUAACCAAAGUGUUCCGAAAGGCCAAAAUCAAGCUUGAAAAACACCACAAGAGGAACUAUGAUUACAAGAAGAUGGAUGCAACAAGCCUUCGAAGGCCUAAAUCUCCGUCAUCAUCAUCUUCUUCUUCUGAGGAAAAGAGUAGUGCUAAGAAGAAAUCCAAAUGGCCGAUCAUUGAGGAAGUUGUUGAGGAAGACCUCGAAACAAUCAACGAGGAGAAUUUGCAAGAAGGAGAAAGUCUUGCCGAACAUCGACAUAGUUUCAUCGACGGCACGACCAUCGCCUCCUCCGUAGACGAUGCUGAAUGGUAUCAAUUUGAUGCCUUAAUUCAGGGAUGGAUCUUGUCCACAAUCACGGAUGAAGUCUCCGACCUUGUGCUUGCCAACAAUCUCUCUGCUCAUGCCCUAUGGACGGCAAUCUACAAUCUUUUUCACGACAAUAAGCAUGCCCGGGCAAUGCAACUGGAGCAUCAUUGUUUCUGUACAACUGUGAAGGAGCAACUCUCCAUCAACGAAUAUUGUCGCCUUCUCAAGAACCUCUCCGAGUAUCUUGAUGAUGUGGAUGCUCCUGUCACCGAACAUGCCCUUGUCCUCCAAGUUCUUCAAGCGCACAAGAGAGCAAAAGGAAAGCAACUCAAUAGCAGCGUCCCAUUUUUUUUUCCUUCUUUCUUCUACGAACUUGAGCGACAUCCCAAGAGCAGAGGAGACCAGAUCAAUAAUGCAACCUUCAACGUCUCUCCACAUAAAUCGCCGAAACGCUCCAACCGGAAGAAAUUGUAAGUCCAAAGCUCCUCAUUGCUAUAAAUUGAAGACAAAUUGCACCAUUCAAUAGGGGGAAACACACGAGAAUAAAGCAGCGGCCAAGCCGCUGCUAUGGCGGACGGCUGGCAGACGCGAACCGGCGGCGGCAUCAGUUCCGGCGAGCGGUCGGCAGUAGCUCCGGUGGGCAGCCUCCAUCACAGCUCCAAUUCUUCAAUUUGUUCAUCUUCUUCCUCCAAUUGGUAACUCUUAUUUGUCAAUUUUAUCUUUUUUUCUCCAAUUCUAUGUAAAAGUUUUCUUUUUGUUCAAUUUUCACAUUUUUUUGCUUGUUGUGUUUGUUCCAAAUAUUCUAAAAAAUGUGGAAGUAUGUUUUCAUGUUUGAUUGGUGAGUUGGGGUUCUAAGGUAUAUUUCAAAAUGGGCCUUUGAAUUACAUGACUCCGGGCCGUGUGGAGAGUUGACAAUCCUCCAUAUCGUGGUUAAGGAAAUGAAUCGACUCGGCCUUUGGUUGAUUUUUCUAUUCUUAAGUGCGUAAGUUACGUAAUAUAUUGUCUAAGUGCCUAUUAUACGUGUAAUGUUCAAUUUGUGUUUGUUCUCUUUUUCAUUUUGUUUCGGUAGUUAGUUUUAUUUUUAUAUUUAUUUUCUUGACAACGUAUUCGCAUACUAAAAUGGUUUUAAAAAAUACAAACUUUCUCCGUGGGAUCGACCCUUACUUGCCCUAGUUAUUGUUUUUAUUUGAUUAUAUAUUGGGGGUUAGCUAAGGUUAUUUAUAAAUUUUUAAUUUGUUUUGGACCGCACGACAAGUCCUCAACAAAUUUUGGCGCCGUUGCCGGGGAAAGUAUUGUAAGAAAUCAUUUUAGCAUGUGCUUCUGUUCUUUGUUUGUUAGAAAAUUUGUUCUAGAAGUAGCUUCUUUCUUUUGUUCAUAUCUGUUUCCUUUAAUUUCUAGAAUUGAGGUUAGGAAAGCUAGAGUAAAUUGAAAUCAGCAAUGUUCUUUGUGUUUAUGUUGAAAUUUGUGAUCAAUAUGCUAUUUUGUGAAGAAUUUGGUACCAUUUUUCAGAAAAUCUGCAUUUUGAACAUUAUUUUGUGCUUUCUUGCUUGCUGAUUGUUGCUAAGACUGGCUAUGUGUUGAUUUGAAUGAGCUAUGGUGUUUUUUUUCACAAAUGACUCUCUGUCCAGAGUGAUUGCUAAAAAACUUGCACUUAAAUUCUUAGUUUGCAUGCUGAAGUUUUGCUCUUAAAGUUGAUUUUUGCUAAAUCUUGAAUAUUUACUUCUAAAUUUGCAAACUGAGCACCAUGUUCAAAACUUUUACUUGUGGAUUCUUGGUGAUAUAUGUCAAUUAUGCAUCCGGAUAAUUGUUUUGCAAGAGAACGAAAAAAACAGCAUUGCUCUAAAAUUUGAUUUAAAGUUGCUGAUUUUUCUAAAAAUCUGCACUUUUUAAUUUAAUGUAUGUGCUGAUUUUUGUCUCUAGAACUGCUCAUAUGCUUCUAAAUAUAUGCUCCUAUGCUUGAAAUAUGAACCAUGAUUGCUAUAUUUUGAUUAGGGACAAUAUUUAGAAGCAUAUCAUGAUGUUUAUAUGCUGAUUUUUUGGUUUUGAAGCUGAAUUUGCUAAAAUUCAGACCUACACUGCUGUUUUUGUGGAAAAAUCUGCAACAUUUUGCUUAAAACCAAGCUGAUUUUGAGUUCUCUAAGUGCUUAUACUUCUGAAAUUUGAACUAUUCUUGCUAAAUUUUGCACAGGAACUAAUCUUAUAAGCUUCUAGCUUGGUUGUGCAAAUAGAAUUUUGAUCCCUUUUUGCUGAACUUUGGUCUCAAAGUGAAGACUCACCUAAGGAUCUGAUUUUUAAAUUUGUGCCUUGUUUAAUCUGCACAUAGAAUCUAAAUUUUGUUUCCCAACUAAGCUUCAAGUGUUAUUAUUUAUAGAAGUGGAAACAAAAGCAGAAUUCUUAAUUUUACUUAUUUUUUUUGUUGUUUUAAAGAAACACAUUUACUUUAC
Messenger RNA from Cuscuta campestris, 3632 nucleotides. NCBI's taxonomy places the organism in Eukaryota, Viridiplantae, Streptophyta, Magnoliopsida, Solanales, Convolvulaceae. The record is from the annotation of a GenBank genome assembly.